GGUACCUUCCAAUGCUACGGGUCAGUCGUGAAGUGCAGGCGCUAGGUGAGUGGAGCAUCUAUGACGCUGGUCACGACGCUAGACGAGGUUCACAAGUGGGGCACGUUAAUGAACGGACCAUCAUUUUCCACCGUCAUAACUAUCGAGAUCGAUGCGGAGUUGGUGUUGUUGAUGCUGUGUUAGUUGAAGUUGGUGGUGUGUAGCGUGGUGGAGGCGCUGGAGCAGCAUUUGCAGGCGAUUCCUUGAACAUUGCUAUGUUAUAAUUAAACUUGGAUGAUCCGGGUAGAGAGAAAGCAGUUUUGGGGGGCGGGUGGGCUACAGGCAAUGCUUUUGUGUCUUUCAUCGUGAUUGCUGGUCUAGUUUCGUGUCGAAGGACGUCAAUCGGUAGACCACAGGUAAUCGACAGGCGAUGGCGGGACUGUAUUCAUUUGCAGCGUUAGCUAUGGUGUGCGCUGUUGUGGCGAGUGCCGCGACCACGCCCCCUCCUGCAGCAGAUUGCAGCGUUCCAUUCAAUGACUUGAUGCCGUGUAUCGACUACGUGAACAGCAACUCUUCGGAACCGCCAUCCACUCCUUGCUGCACGGCCUUCUCGUCGACGCAAAAGCAGCACCCCGUGUGCCUUUGUCAGCUCCAAGCAGCAUUCGCUGAUCCUGCAACUGCUCCUGGAAACGUAACGCGCGCAGAUGAGAUUUCGAAACUCUGCAAAGUGGCUGUGGAUUACAGCAAGUGCCCGGCGAUACUGGGGUUUUCUGCUCCAGCCCCAUCUCCCACAUUGCACAGCCCACCGCCUCAUCAAUUUCCUCCUAAUACACCUACGAUCAGCCCCAUUCACGCUCCUACUCCGGCACCAGGUCCCGUGCCUUUAAAAGGAUCGGACUACGAUUGCUCCAACUCGACCGGUGAGCUUGCGAACUGCUUGGAAUUCGUCAGCGGCGAUGGCAAAGCACCACCACCAAAAGAAUGCUGCACGGCAAUUGGGAGCGUCCAGGCGAGAGAACCGGUUUGCAUCUGCCAGCUUUUCUCUCAAAUGAACGACAGCGCUCAAUAUGGGAUCAACGCAACCCUGGCGCAGAGCCUGCCGCAGCUAUGUAAGGUUUCCGCGGACAUGUCUCGGUGUCCGGCAUUGCUCGACAGUCCCAUCGGCAGUAUCCUUGCACCAUCACCCUUCAGUCCUGCCACUGCACCAGUGGCUCCCUGGCUCGGGCCCACCCCAGCCCAUGCUCCAAUCCUAUCGCCCUCGUCUCCAGCUCCCACCCCAGUCAGUGAAUCCGUCGACUGUUCGAACGAAUUCGCGUCGUUACAGUCAUGCCUCGCGUAUGCCAUGGCCAACGACACGACUCCCCCCACGCCGGAAUGCUGCACAUCCCUUGGGGCCGUCGUGAAGAAUAAACCGGUGUGUCUGUGCCAGCUCUUGCAGACAGUCGGAAGUGGCGACCCUGCGACUGCAGGUAUCAAUGCUACUCGAGCUCUCGGCCUCCCCGCCGUCUGCGACGUUAUUACUGACGUUGAUGCAUGUCCUACUCUCCUUGGACAACCCGUUUCUUCCCCACUUCCGUCAGCUCCUUCGGAUGGCGGAUCGCCGUCUCCAACCGGCGCUGAUGAUUCUGCUGGCGAAGCUCCGGCGCCGGCCAGAUCGGCUAGCGAGUCUUUGAGGGUCACUUCAGCACUGGGGUUUGCGACAGUGCUCUUGGGGUUUAUCCUGGAAGCGUUUCGGGGUGCAGAUUACUAAAGUCGAAGAUCUUCGACUCACCAACAGCAAACGAAGAGGACUUUGCGUCUUGUUAACUCAAACCUGUCACAAUCCUAAGUUUUAGAUCACAACGUCGAGUGAUUUCACAUUGCAAGAGGCUGAUGUAGAGUGCUCACAGAUUUUGUGCGUCGCUUGUUACUGCUGCUGCGACGACAAAACUACAGAUUCUUUGCUGCGUAGAAAAUAGUUAUUGAAUCUUUUGAAAGGCCGGCAGGCCAAAAAAUUGUUUAUUGACACUGUCAAGACGGUGGUAGGGAAAAGGAAUGGAAAGGGCCACCGCACCGUUGCGCAACACGGCUUUCAUGGCGUAUGUCUGUAAAAUCCAUCUAAUCCUAAAUAAACACUGAAUUGCUUGUUCAGUCUCCAUUUUGCGA
Messenger RNA from Physcomitrium patens, 2124 nucleotides. RefSeq lists its product as uncharacterized. The record is from RefSeq and is a predicted model, not a curated record. Gene Ontology annotation, biological process: lipid transport. Gene Ontology annotation, molecular function: lipid binding. NCBI's taxonomy places the organism in Eukaryota, Viridiplantae, Streptophyta, Bryopsida, Funariales, Funariaceae.